UGCAAUAGAAAUUUGAGAAUUGUGAAACGGUUUGGUUGUGAGUGAAUUUUCGAGAAAAAUAAAUAUAUAUAAAUAAUUUAAAACAAUAUUUGGGCGUGCGGAAAUUAGAAGUAAAAGUAGUCAAAAUUUGCGGGGCCGGUCGAAAUUUCACUGUGAGUUCAUCAAGCAUUUCCACGACUAUUUUUUAUCUAAUAAUUUAAAGUGAAUAUUCUGAAAGCAAAACAAAAACGCCAAUAAACUAACGAAGAUAAAAUAAGUAGGAGGCACACAACGAAGAGAAUAAGAAUAGACAAGUGAUUGUAUUUCCAAAUUUUCCAUUCGUAUGAAAAGACGUCUUUCAAAGAAAAAAAUUGUAAAUUGGUUUCCAACACCACAAAGAAAAUAUGGAAAGGAAAUUAGUAGCUUAAUUAAAUUUCGAAAGCGAAUGCAACAAUAAUGAAAAUGGUGGUCAUUGACACAAAAUACGAAGUGCCAAUAUUAAAUAGUGAACAAAAUAGAUAACAUUUGAAAAAGUGGAACAACACUUUCUGAAGCGGAGGGGUGAAAAAAUCAUAGAAACAGAAUAAAGAGCCUCCACAGUCCAGAAAGACAAGAUUAGUGAAAAGUUUAAGAACUAAAACUUGAGCACUAAACUGCCGGUGGUCGGUUCAUUUACACUUACAACAUUGUUUUAAAGUAGAAUCGUGAGACUAUCAUAAUCGAAACAAACACCCACAUUUGUCGCAUGCCUUAAUUUGGUUUCGUUCGAUCCCUUCGUGCAUGCUGCCAAAAUUGUUGCUGCAAUUUCAUCUGUUUCUUGAUAACCUCCUAAAAUCAAAAAACGAAUUUAUACAGAUCCUCACCGACUUCUCAUUAUUCUCAUUCGAUCACCUACAUUUGAUCAAAUUCAUAGCCAGAAUGUCGACUGCAUUUCUUACCGCCAUUGCGGUCAUAAUGUGCAUCCUAUUUCGUAUACUAAACGUUAAUAGUCAGCCACUAAAGCCAAGCGUUUGGUGUUUGGAUCAACAGUUCCUGGAUUGUAUUUACAAGAUUGCGCCAGUACUUAGAGAACCCUAUGUUCCCACGCGCCUUUGGGGCUUUAGUGGUCACGUACAAACGGUGCUGCAUAGCAUAGUAGGACGUGUGAAAUGUCCUUGGCCACUGGGUGAACGUGUGUAUUUGUUGUUGCAGGAUGGCUCAACACUCACCUACGAUCUCUAUCAGCCGAUAAAUGAAGCCGAAGAUGAUGUCACAGUUGCGAUUUGUCCAGGAAUUGGCAAUACCUCCGAAAGUGUUUAUAUUCGCACAUUUGUGCAUUAUUCCCAAGUGCAUGGAUACAGAUGUGCUGUACUUAAUCACAUCGGUGCAUUGAACAGUGUCCAAGUGACGUCGACGCGCAUCUUCAGCUAUGGUCACACCGAUGACUUUUCAGAAAUGGUCGACAAUUUACAUAAAAAAUAUCCACACAGCCGGAUUGUAGCGGUCGGUUUCAGUUUAGGCGGCAAUCUUAUUACAAAAUAUAUGGGCGAAACGACAAAGCCUAAACCACACACAAUACUCGGUGGCAUUUCAAUUUGCCAGGGCUACAACGCAGAGGAAGGCACCAAAUGGCUUUUGAAUUGGCAAAAUUUCCGCCGCUUCUAUUUGUAUGUGAUGACUGAGAAUGUAAAGAAUAUCAUACUCAAGCAUCGUCACGUUUUACUAUCCGACGAGGUGAAGGCACGUCACAAUUUAAAUGAACGCGAGAUUAUUGCAGCCGCCACACUACCCGAAUUGGAUGAGGCCUACACGCGUCGUGUGCACAAUUUCUCAACCACACAAGAAUUAUAUAAGUGGAGCUCAUCACUACACUUCUUGGACAACAUCGAGAAGCCAAUGAUUUUCAUUAAUGCUAAAGAUGAUCCAUUGGUGCCUGUGGAUUUGUUGCCACCCAUUAAGGAAUUUGCAUUGUCCCGUCCCAAUACCGCAUACAUUGAACUUGCUCACGGUGGACAUUUGGGAUUUUAUGAAGGCGGUUUGAUUUAUCCAAAUCCAGUAACAUGGCUGGAUCGCACAGUCGUCGCUAUGGUUGGAUCUAUAGUUAUGUUGCAUAUGGAUGCUGCAUCUGGUGUACAAAAAGUUCCAUUGUAAAUGUGAUAGAUGGAAAUGUGCAUUUUUAAACCCAUAUAUAAACACACUCACAAAUGGAAAUCGCACAUCAAUAAGAACAAUUACAAAAAGGAAUUUCAUUGUUCACAAGUUCCGUACACAAAUGUAUUAAAAGUAGCACAACGCUAAAACGUUGCUCUUUCUUCAAGGUAUAAAAUUGAAAUGUUGAAUUUUGGCGGUUUUCUAAUUUGUAUUUGUUGUAUACAUAAAGAAAUUCCAUUUUGGAAAGAAAAAAAAAAAUGAAAAAUAAGAACUUAAUAUAUAGUAUUUAUGGCAUAUGUUGUUUAUGAUUUCUGUGAAUUAUGCACAAUAAAAAAUCAG
This is a messenger RNA of Anastrepha ludens (Mexican fruit fly), 2448 nucleotides long. It is a transcript of the gene Hydr2, whose product is annotated as abhydrolase domain-containing protein 2. The transcript is spliced from 7 exons. The record is from RefSeq and is a predicted model, not a curated record. Lineage: Eukaryota; Metazoa; Arthropoda; Insecta; Diptera; Tephritidae. Gene Ontology annotation, cellular component: sperm plasma membrane; sperm flagellum. Gene Ontology annotation, molecular function: acetylesterase activity; monoacylglycerol lipase activity. Gene Ontology annotation, biological process: medium-chain fatty acid biosynthetic process; medium-chain fatty acid catabolic process; sperm capacitation. Bases 760 to 2109 code for a protein of 449 amino acids.